This is a messenger RNA of Neoarius graeffei (lesser salmon catfish), 6478 nucleotides long. RefSeq names its product RNA-binding protein MEX3B. The record is from RefSeq and is a predicted model, not a curated record. The transcript is spliced from 3 exons. Gene Ontology annotation, molecular function: RNA binding. Bases 467 to 2314 code for a protein of 615 amino acids. Lineage: Eukaryota; Metazoa; Chordata; Actinopteri; Siluriformes; Ariidae.
GAACUCCAUUGUUGUGUCGCGGGUGACGUCAGCGCCUUGUGCGCGAGAGACUGGCAGGCAGAGAGCGGCGUCGCGUGCGCCUGGCUAGACAAAGGCGGCGGACUCCAGGCAGCGCGAGAGAAGAGACGAGACGAGACGAGAUCAGAGCAGACGCUGCGCCUCUUGUUGUGUGUCUUUUUGGGGAUUUAUACGCUUCUGGAAAUGUGAAGAAUCGCACCAAGGCUUAGCACGAGUCAUGGAAAAGUGACGCUUUUCCUGCAUGUUCACUCUGGCGUGUAUGUUCAAUGCUUUUUUUGUUGUUUUUAAAAGCAAACACAUUCUCUCCAAACGCCCCCCAAAUUAGCAAACUCGGCUAACCUAUUGGACCUCAGUAUUCCUUAUCCAGAACCGGAAUAAAGACAAACCAGAAAAGAAGAAGAAGAAGACGUUGUUUCUGGGUGCUGUCUAAUGCUGAUCCGCGGGCAGCAUGCCUAGCCCACUGUUCCACCCAGAGAUCAUGGAGCACGACGCGGUGGUAGUGAGCGCGCAGCCGGGAGAACCGGAACCGGAGUCCCGCGACGAGGAGCAUCAGGAAGCGCUGCGCUUUGCUAUCGAUCAGUUCUCGCUCAUGGCGCUGGAUAAAGUGGACUCUUUGGACGGGACCACGACGGGGACCGUGUCCGAGAACUGCAACGGUACCGGAGGAGGAGGAGGAGGCGGCGGCUACGUGGACCUGCCGCUGCUCGACCAUCCAGGCGGCUCCCGCGGCUCGCCUUCGUCCUGCUCGCCGUCUCCAGAGUACUACGGCACGGGAGGCUACCACAUGGCCCCGCACACACACUCGGUCCUGGGAGACCAGACCGCCGCGCUGUGCAACCGCAAAAGGAGCGUCAACAUGACCGAGUGUGUGCCUGUGCCCAGCUCAGAACAUGUCGCUGAGAUUGUCGGGAGGCAAGGUUGUAAGAUCAAAGCCCUGCGAGCAAAGACCAACACGUACAUCAAGACCCCGGUGAGGGGCGAGGACCCUGUGUUUAUAGUGACGGGCCGCCGCGAGGACGUUGAAAUGGCCAAGCGUGAGAUCAUCUCUGCAGCUGAUCACUUCUCCAUGAUUCGUGCGUCUCGCUGCAAAGCCGGGGGAAGUGGAGGGUCUCUGCCUGGGCCGCCACACCUUCCAGGUCAGACUACCAUCCAAGUGCGUGUGCCCUACCGUGUGGUGGGUCUGGUCGUGGGGCCUAAAGGGGCCACGAUCAAACGCAUCCAGCAGCAGACUCACACGUACAUUGUGACACCGAGCAGGGAGAAGGAUCCUGUGUUUGAGGUCACAGGCAUGCCGGAGAAUGUCGACCGGGCACGUGAGGAGAUUGAAACGCACAUCACGCUGCGCACCGGCGCCUUCGUCGACCUGCAGGGCCACAACGACUUUCACACAAAUGGCACCGAUGUCAGCCUCGAAGGCCUUGGUUCUCUUGGGCUCGGGGGCACACUGUGGGGGCGCGGAAGCAGCUCUGCUCACCAUACAGCCCCUCCGCCUCCUCCACCACCACCACCUCCUCUCCCUCUCUCCAUCCACCACUCAGGCCGCAAGCUCUCCACAGCAUCCUAUCACAACGGUAGUCUGGGUUCGGAGGCGUACCCGAGUAGCCGCCGUCCCACAGACAGCGCCAGUCCUACCAGUCCAUUUAGCACGGGCAGUGGUGGAGGCACCUUCACCUUCAGCAAUGACCCCACGCCUGGCAUGGCACCCACCUCUGAUGAGCUUGGCUUUGAAUUCGGCAGCAGCAACAUCUGGGCACCGCUGGCCAACGGCACCAAGCAGGCACAGCCUCUCCGGCGCAACAGUAGUGGCCUGAGUGGGGGAACGGUCACACCACGCCUCUCGCCCACAUUGCCUGGCGAUGGCUCAGCAUUGGAGCACCCACUGGCACGGCGGGCACAAAGCGACCCGCUUAGCGCACUCUCCUGGCUUCACACGGGCUCGUCGUUCUCAGGGGGCAGCAGCAGCAGCAGCGGUGGCAGCACCACGGGCUACUCGUCCUGCUCCGCGUCCUCGUUGCCUGGCGGCUCGCCUACCGACUCUGAGGGCGGCGGCAGCAGCGUGGGCGCCGGAUCUGGCAUGCUGGGCCGCUUGAAGACCGGCGCCCUGAGCAGCAUGAUGCCAGCUGGUGGCAACAGGGACUGCUUCGUCUGUUUCGAGAGCGAGGUCACAGCUGCUCUCGUUCCCUGUGGCCACAAUCUUUUCUGCAUGGACUGCGCUGGGCAAAUCUGCCAGUCACACGAGCCCGAGUGCCCUGUGUGCCACACCCCAGCCACGCAGUGCAUUCGCAUUUUCUCUUAAUGGCACACAGUCACCGGGGGUGCUGUUAUCCCAAGCCCUGAAGAACAACCUCACUAUUUAGAAAGUCUACAGUAAACUAUAAGGAGAGAGGAAGAUGUGUACCUGCCUACAUAGGAUUGAUAAUUACUAUAUUAAAUAUGACACUAUUCUGAUGUUGAUUUUAUUAUUAAUAAUAAUAACUAUGAUGAUACUGUCAAUGUUAUAACCGACUCAUGUACUUAUCCCAGGCUGUGGAAUCAGCAGGUCAGCAGCAGUGUACUUUAUUUUUCCUUUGAGAUGGACGAGGAGGAUAGAAACCAGUGUCUUAUCUAUCUUUAGGCAUUAAUUUGAUCUACCGCCAAUGAGUCUGUCCAUGUAUUAUACAUUCCCCCCCUCCCCUCCUCUUCAUUCUUGCUUCUGAGCAGGUUAUUUUUUGCUUGAGACUUUUUUCUACUUGCAGAUAUUUUUCAAUUUAAGCUGCAUAGGUCUGCACUUUUUCUAAGGGUUGAUUUUGAGAACUUUGAGAGGGGCGGGAAUGCAGUCUGUUUUUAAUCCCGCACGUUUUUGCGUUUUUCUGAAGAAGAAGAAGAAAAAAAACCUAGGAGACUGCGGAGCCUGCACACUCGUCAGACCAAAAUAGUACAGAAUUAUUUGGUUUUUUUAUUAUUAUUAUUAUUAUCAAUGAAGAAUGAAACACUUAAUAUUUAUUCAAGUUAAAAGUUGAUAUCCAGCAUAAUGGUUAAUGUUCAAUAUUAUGUAGGUAGAUAGAAUAGUUAACGUUGCAUAAGAAAUAUCAUUACAAUGCUAAGAGGUCGGUGUUCCGCCUGUCUUUUGUCUCGCAAUCCGAAAACACUCAUACUCCAGUCCAGAAGAGGGCGUUGUUAGACCCUCAAACUAGAACAAGCACUGCUCCUGAGGACUUUUCCCCCCAGGGUGGACAUGUCCUAUACACUUCAUUAUCAGACACACGUGUAUUUACUGCUUUGAUCAAAUAAGUUCAGAUUUGUUCCUUCUGGUUUCAUUCCCCGUCCUGGCGGGGUCCACUACAGCACCACAGAUACGGCGGAGUCACCUUUUCACUCCACAGGCAACUUGAUCUGUUACACUUUUCUUGUUCUUUUAGAUAUUCUUUUAAAAUUAGCUGUCUGGUUGUUGGAACAGGACAGAAAUGUCCUCUCCAUCAUGUUCAGAAUUACUGAAUUUUAGCAUAGGUAGGAUGUUGUAACUUUGCAAGAAUGUUUCUUCUUACUCUGUGUGUGUGUGUGUGUGUGUGUGUGUGUGUUUUGGAAGAGAAAAGGGUGAAGAGUGGGAAUUUUUUUUAAUUAUUAUUAUUUUUGAAUUUUAGCGGACUGUUUUUUGAAUCCAUCCCACUUUGUGCACUGCGACACAUUGCAAUGUUCUUUCGGUCUCUGGCCAGCCUGGAGAAACGUCGGUCUUCCGCCCUUCCCACAAGGCCUUGCUCUUACUUUGAGGGCAGAGGCUCUUUGCUGUAAUCCACACUAGCGCCCAGACCCAUUUCCAUGUUUAGCCUCUUGCUGUUUUUGUGCUUUGGUUGGAGGAUACUUGCACCAGGUGCCCAGUGAAAUAGGUUUUUAUUUUUAUUUUUAAAGUGACAAGCCAUGAUGACAUCGUAUAGUCUAAAAGGGCUUCCUGUGAUAAUUCAGGUCUCCUUCAGUUACAAUAACCAGGAUUGAGAACCAAUCAGAACCUGGCAGCUAUGUUCACCCAGGGCUUCCAUUCACUCUGUGCUAUGUGUCCGAGAGCCGCAGACGAGGUUUUGAUGUAGGGUCUCAGUCCAGAACCGACGCUUAGACGCAGUGGCUUCAAAACGGAAACCUCUGGAGCCGAGGUUCAGGUCAGAGGUGAGAUCUUUAUAGUUCUGGUUUACAUGGUUUUAUCUGUGUUGUCCAUUCAGUUUCCAUAUUCAGGCGUGUAUGAAACCCAGCCUCAAAAAUGGUCCAUGAUUUCUCCUGUGUCCCCUUUUGAAGAGAUAUUUAUUUUUUUGCUUCAUCCACAGGUACACAGAUACAGAAUGUUUUCUAAAAGACUCAGUAGUGCCAGUUCACUUUCAGUUCCGAGUUGAGAGCAUUUGGUGCCUUGGUGGUGCAGAUCACUACUGAUGUUCAGUCUGUUUCUGAAGCGCCUGCCCUCGUUGUAGAGAAAAUGAGUUUGUGUUUGUAGCAGGGAUCCACCUGCUCUUGUGGUCUUAUUCAGAUAUUUUUAAGUCGUUUUACCUUGCUGUCGAAUGCAGAAUGUUACAGAAAUGAAAAGAGGAAAAGAAAUUAAAAAGGAAAAAAAAAAAAUUUGUCCAGAGUAUGAGUCUGCUGCGAUGAAUUUGUGUUGGAGAGGAAUCUCAUCGGGCUGAGAUUAGAUCUUUUGUAAGGUUAGUUUUAAGAUACUACACUCAAAAGGGGUACAGUACCAGAACUGGUUUAAAGGUACAGAAUUUGCUGCAAGUCAGUAGCGUGCUGUAAACACCCCUCCGCGGCUGUGCCGUCUGAAGCUCCAGGUGUUUCUCAGCCUAGCGAGGACCAGACUCCUCCGUUAAUCCGUCACUCCGAACCUGGAGACAGGCAGCACAGAGUCGAGAUGGAGAUUAGUUAAUUUAGUUAGUAUGUUACCCCUUCUUCUUACCCCUCCAUACCCCCUCUCUAAGGUUCAUAAACAGGGUUUACUGAGGAAAGCUCAGAGGGGAGAUCUGAUCUCGGGCAUCAGACUUACACCAAGCUGCCAUGCUCCUAUAGAUCACUUGGCCCUGUAACUCUGCUCUCCUUUCCAGCGUUUUUUUUUUGUUUGUUUGUUUUUUUGUUUUGUUGUUGCUUUAAUUUUUUUAAUAUGCAGAACCAAAAGUCAUUUCAGAAACAAGGUUUUAGACCUGACUGUAAAUACCCUGAAAUACAAUCAUUGGGACUUUUUUUCCAGCCGUACAAAACUGAUAAGUUUAGUAGUUUUUAAAAACAUUGUCAUUAUUUGUAAGUAUCUGCAUGUCUUGAAGCCAUCAGGCAUUAGCUAAUAAUAAUUUUCUAAAGUUAAAAAAAAAGACAAAAAAUCUUUUUACACAUUUUAUUUUUUACAAUUUAUUUGCUUACUUUUAACCUAAAUAUCCCAGAUUAUAAUGUGACCCUUUUAUUACUGCAAAUUUAUCUUUAUUUUCCAUAUUUCUGUUUUCCUGUGUAAAACAUAUAGGCAAUUUAUAACAAAAUGAGAAAAUUAUUGAAGAAAAUUUAAAAUUGAAAUAUAUUUUAUUUGAAAGUUUAUGGACCUUUUAGCCGCGAGUCGGAACAAUUGUAUACACGUUAUAAUUUGAACUGACUUCACGGUUAUAAGAAAUGUAUCAAGAGUUUUAUUUUUUAUGCUUCUUUAAUAAAAUCUUGUUUUUUGUUUUCAUUUUUUACUGUAAAACAAUAAACCUCAGUGUCUUGGUGCUUUUCAUUUAGGUUACUGUAGGACAAUACAAAGGUAUUCAAUCCAGGCUGGAUGAGGAACUGGGGCUCAGGCGGAGGAGUCUGUGUUUAUGGGUUGAUCUCUGAAAGCGAGAUUGCUUCGAGUCUUAUGAAACCCACAGAACACCACUUUAAUAAACCGUUGUGUUUAAGUGCCAUGUGGGAAAUGAAGCUGUUAUAAGUUUAUCAUUGGAGUUUUACAGUCUACAGCUUUAUUUCUUUAGAAGUCUGAACUGCAGUUUUUCAUGUGGCCGAUAGGAGGCACUGAAACCCAAUAAACACAAGCACUGUAUACUAUAUACUGUACACUCGUAUGCCUUUUAUUACGUUUACUAUAAUCCACAAAAAAUGUGUACAGAAAACAUGGUUACAUUGCACUUACUUGAUUCGUGAAUUCAUAUGUUAACUUGAUGAUGAUAUAUGUAAAAGACAGACAACACAGUGCCGCUUUAAGACUAUGAAUACAGUAAUUAGUGCUUUUGCUCAGUCUGUGUUGAGGCUCUAGCUAUUGGGAAGUGAGACCUUUUCUCAAGAACCACAUCUCCAUCAGAUUUAUUUAAUCAGCACAAAUGGAGACUUGCUUUUGUCUUUUUGCUUGUUUCAAUCAUAAAAUCAUGAUCAUGGAAGAGAUAAGUCCUGACUUCUUGGACCACAUUUCUUUUCUUCCACAUGUUGAAAAUUGGCUUUAGUUGAGUUUUUCUUUUCUUUUUCCAAAGAGCAUAAAUAAAUAAAUUUCAGUGUU